Molecule: messenger RNA, 2037 nt
Organism: Etheostoma spectabile (orangethroat darter)
Lineage: Eukaryota; Metazoa; Chordata; Actinopteri; Perciformes; Percidae
Gene: dpysl2a
Product: dihydropyrimidinase like 2a
Cellular component (GO): cytosol; cytoplasm
Molecular function (GO): hydrolase activity, acting on carbon-nitrogen (but not peptide) bonds, in cyclic amides
Source: RefSeq, a predicted model, not a curated record
AUGGACGGUCCUGAUCGUCUGCAACCAGGGAUGAAGGAGGGAGGAGGCGUCAGAUCCACAAGCACACCCGAAGCCACAUCUUUGUCUCUGUCCCCCCUGCUCAAUGGCUACGGCGCGGUUACGCGACCGUGGCGGGCUAGCGCCCAUUGCGGGCAAUUGGGCGACAACCUGAUAGUUCCCGGGGGGGUGAAGACCAUAGAGGCUCAUGGGAGAAUGGUGUUGCCCGGGGGGAUCGACGUGCACACCCGGUUCCAGAUGCCGGACCGGGGCAUGGUGUCGGCAGACGACUUCUACCAGGGCACCAAGGCGGCGCUGGCGGGGGGGACCACGAUGAUCAUCGACCACGUGGUGCCGGAGCCCGGCGUCAGCCUGGUGUCAGCUUUCAAACAGUGGAGGGAGUGGGCCGACAGCAAGUGCUGCUGCGACUACUCGCUGCACGUGGACAUCACCGAGUGGAACAAAGGCACCCAGGAGGAGAUGGAGGCCCUGGUGAAGGAUCAUGGUGUCAACUCUUUCCUGGUCUAUUUGGCUUAUAAGGAUGUUUUCCAACUUUCUGACUCUGAGAUCUAUGAGGUGUUCAGCGUCAUCAGAGACCUCGGAGCCAUUGCACAGGUGCAUGCUGAGAAUGGAGACAUCAUUGCAGAGGAGCAGAGACGUAUUCUGGAGCUGGGGAUCUCCGGCCCUGAAGGCCACGUGCUCAGCCGCCCAGAGGAGGUGCUGUGGUUUACGGAGAGCCCAUAUCGGCCAGCUUGGGUACGGAUGGGACUCAUUACUGGAGCAAGAACUGGGCCAAGGCGGCCGCCUACGUCACGUCUCCUCCGCUCAGUCCCGACCCCACCACCCCCGACUACCUCAACUCUCUGCUGUCCUGGUGACGGGCAAGAUGGACGAGAACCAGUUUGUGGCGGUGACGAGCACGAACGCAGCCAAGAUCUUCAACCUGUUCCCCCGUAAGGGCCGCAUCGCUGUGGGCUCGGACGCCGACCUCGUGCUCUGGGACCCGGACGUCACCAAGAUCAUCUCGGCAAAGAGCCACAACCUGGCCGUGGAGUACAACAUCUUCGAGGGCACGGAGGUGCGCGGCGGGCCGGUGGUGGUGAUCAGCCAGGGCAAGAUCGUGUUGGAGGAGGGCAGCCUCCACCCCACGGAGGGCUGCGGCCGCUACGUCAGCCGCAAGCCCUUCUCCGACCACGUGUACAAGAGGAUCAAGGCUCGCAGCAGGCUCACAGAGGUGCGAGGCGUCCCCCGGGGCCAGUACGACGGGCCGGUGUGUGAGCUGACCGUGACUCCCAAGCUGACGUCCACCGUCCCGCAGUGAAGACGGCUCCCGUGAAGCAGCGCCCGCAGAAGGUCCCUCACCAGCCGGUGCGCAACCUGCCACCAGUCUGGCUUCAGUCUGUCUGGGGCUCAAAUUGACGACAACGUUCCUCGUCGCAACACCCAGCGCAUCGUGGCUCCGCCGGGGGGGAAGGCCAACAUCACCAGCCUGGGAUGAGUCCCCUGCUCCGCCGGGCCGGGGCUGCAGGGCCACGCGGGACCAGAGACCGGCUGUCCUCACAUCUGGUCACAUCUGCACCCCCCCGCACACAUCUGGUCACAUCUGCACCCCCCACACACACACACACACACACACACUCACUCUAUCCAUUCUUCUUCCUCACUACCGCUCCGUCACUUCAUGCACACUCACAACGAGCGUUAUUCCAUUUCCUAUUUCCUGUUUCCUGUUUCCUGUUUCCUGUUUCCUUCCAUGUUCCAUUGUCACGGAAGGAUCAAGUGAAUUAAAGCAGCUUUUCUGUUGCUUUUUUUAUUUUUAUUUUUUUUUCACCCUCUCAAGGAGGAUUUUAUAAAUAUAUAUCGGCGAUAAUACAGCACAGAAAUGUGGUUUAGAUAUUGCAAGAUUCAGCAGAAACUCCGCUUCCGCGCCCGUUUUGAAAUUUAUUUUUUAUUGCGAGAUCAGACAAGCGAAUUAGUAGUAGUAUAAAUUAAUUUAAAAAAAAUAGGUAAAACAAAUAACAAUACUAACAAUAAAUUAAU